AUGUCGGCCCUUGAGAAUUCACAAGCGAGAGAUCCGACAUACUACAAGAUGGAUCUUUCCAAAUACCUACCGCCAGGAACUGAUAAUGUCGACCAAUUGGGAGAGAAUGCAAGACAGCCACGGCCACCGACAGCACCUAAACGUCCCCUCCCAGAAUGGCCGCCUGAGUCUGACCGAAAAGGGAAAUGGAUCUCAAAGUAUUUCGAUCAACUGGACCCUGAGACGGAAUAUGAUCAGCUCAUUAGGACAGCAAACUUUUUCACCGGAACGAGCUUUGCCGUCGCGAUUGGAUACUGCGCAACAUUCAUCCAUCUGACCCAGACACCAGCUGCUGCUGCCGCUAUACACUCGACCGGAAAAUCCUGGCGCGUACCUCAUCGCCGUUUCUACGAGACCCAGAACCGUUUCCUGGAUUGGAUGUGGUUUGGCAGUGGAUCAGAAGAAACGAAGAAUAGCAUUGAAGUCGUCAACAAACUUCACGCCAGGGUAUGGAGAAACUUGCCUGGAACAUUUAGCGCCCCUUGGGAGGGUCAAAUGUCGGUGAUUGGGUCUGCCUAUUUCGAAACAUGUCUAAGAAAACUCUGUGGAGCCCGAAAUCAGGAGCCUCAUCCACACUUGGCGGCUGCAUGGCCUGCUUGGACAGAGCGCGUACUGGCUCAUUUCAAGACCGAGCCUUCGGAUGGGUCUCGAGGCUUUGCCGUCAACUCUCCCCGAAAUUGGGAAGAGCUGGAGGGUUUCUUCCAGUGGUUCCAAAAGCUCCCUUUCGAUCAGUGGACCAACGAAGAAGACCAAGCAAAAGGACGGAAGCUUGCGUCGGAAUUUGUCGAAGAGUUUAGUACCUGCUGGUUUCCGAGGUAA
Messenger RNA from Fusarium sp. VM40, 858 nucleotides. Lineage: Eukaryota; Fungi; Ascomycota; Sordariomycetes; Hypocreales; Nectriaceae. The record is from the annotation of a GenBank genome assembly.